AUGCUGCCUCGAUUCGAGAGACUGAUUCUUCUCGAUGAAGAUCCUGAUGAAUCCACGAUAUCACCAUUCCUCAAUCAGUCUCAUGUUACUGAUAGAAAUAUGAACGACGAGAUUUCCAAACUCAAAACAGACAGUACCAAGAGAUUCAAAGAGAGAUGGGAGAAGAUCCUCGAGAAAUAUUCGGCAAUUGAUGACGACCUAGAAUCGGACGAGAUUGAUCUUGAAAGUGGAAAAAUCACCAUCGAUAACGGCCACUUGCGUUCGAUGGCUCCCAAUGAGAUCAUCGUGGGAGGUGUCAAGGUGAAUGGUGAUAUAUGGGCAGAUGAUGACUCCUACGAUAAAGCUUAUAGUGAUCAGAAACGCGUUCAAGCUCACCAAGAGAGACUACGAAAGAGGUUCGAGAGUCAUAUUCGUCGUCAUAAAGAAGGCUCGCCUCUAAAGAGAAACGACGUCCCUAGCGAUAACUUACACAAUACUAAGUUGCCUAUUGAUAAUCACGAAGAGAAAGACAGAUGUCUAUACGAGAAUUCGCUGGCGAAUCCCUCUAGCUUAGACAUACCCAGCGCCCCGCCUUUCCAAAUUAUGGAGAAUGCAUUAAGCGAUCCGGAGGAAAAAGACGACAAAUAUGAUGGUUAUGACUCCAUUGAUGAAUUUUUCAAUGAUUAA
This is a messenger RNA of Candidozyma duobushaemuli, 666 nucleotides long. RefSeq lists its product as uncharacterized. Gene Ontology annotation, cellular component: nucleus. NCBI's taxonomy places the organism in Eukaryota, Fungi, Ascomycota, Pichiomycetes, Serinales, Metschnikowiaceae. Gene Ontology annotation, molecular function: protein heterodimerization activity; histone binding. Bases 1 to 666 code for a protein of 221 amino acids. The transcript is spliced from 2 exons. The record is from RefSeq and is a predicted model, not a curated record.